AUGAAGCUCCCUGCAGCAAUUCUGGUCUCAGGCAUCGUCCUGCUGGCUGGGGUCAAUGCGCAGAAUGGAACUUAUGGUGCGCAGAUGUAUACACCGGCGUCGUCUCCAGCCAGGUGUUCGCCCGACGGGACAAUCACCGUCACUCAGGUCAAUCAGCUUUACGACACCCAGUAUGAGACGCAAUGGAAGACGACAACAUACACGGAGAAUAGGGCUGCAAGGACGAUCACAACAUAUACUGAAUUGUUGGGAGCAGAAGGACAACGAGGAGGAUAUGGACCACCCACGACAGUGACAAGGACCACCACUGUGUACCGGAAUUGUAUACCAAGUCCUGCUGGCUAUAGUCAUCGAAAUCGAAGACAAGCAGACAAGAAUAAUCCCCCAGCUCUUUACUGCAGUACAAUCACUCAACCAGCCAUAAUCACAACCAGAAUUAUUACUUCGGAAAAACAUCUCACCAAAACCGACAAGCAGAUUUUGACGGAUACAGAGACGACCGAGGUCACACGGACGAAUACGGAGACUUUGCUGGUUACUAUUACGGACGUAUCGACCACAACAAGCGUCUCGACCACGACUUAUACUUUUCCGGUCACUAUUACGAUUACAAAUACGGAAACGACUUCGCUUCCUCCAAUCACCAGCACCUUCACCUACACCUCCAUCCAGGAAAUCACGGUCACCUCGACGUUUACCAGCAUCUACACUUCUCCCACAACGGUCGUCUCGGUGACAGUUUCCCCAACCACCGUUACGCAGCCUACUACAACCACAGAGAGGACGACCGAAAGGACAACCGAACGGACAACCGAAAGGACAACCGAAAGGACAACAAUUCCCAGUCUCACAACGCAGACAGAUACCUCCUCCACCACAAUCUAUGUGACAUCCAUCAGCAUCACAACCGCAACGCUGAUCCAGACGUCUACAUUUGUUUCAACGCAGACCACUACUUUCACCACUGUCUCCCCGACGACUCUGACGGCUACUGUAACGUCCACAAAUACUGUGACCACCCCAACAACCAUAACGACCACUGUGCCUACUACCAUCACAAGUACGGUGACAUCAACUUCUGUAUCCGUUUCGACCACUACGAGUGUGAGUGUUCGGACUUUCUCGACCUCGGUCUUCGUGCCGACGACGAUAUUCAAUACGACCACAUUGUUCGUUCCUACCACAAUUACCAAUAUAGUCACUUCUCCCGUGACAAUUACGAAUGUUGUGACUACCACGAUUCCCACAACCACGAGUGUACUUGUGACUACCACUGUUUCAGUACCAAUCGUCACGACCUCUUUCGUCACAAACACCAUACCUAUCACCACCGUUUCGACAAUCCUCAUACCAACUACGGUGAUCAGUUUCGUGCCUACAACAAUCAUCUCGUCGAUUACAUCAUUGGUUCCUACAACCAUCACCCAAGUAAUCACUUCCCUGAUAACCACCGUCUCCACCAGUAUCAUUAACAACACGAUAUCGACAACAUUUACAGUUACAACUCCGACAUCCUUUACUGUCACUCUACCUGUCACUCAAAGUGUGCUAGUCACGGUUCCUACGACCAUCCCUACCACGGUAACUGUGUUAUCGACCAUUACAACCCCCACUACUGUUUUAGUGCCUACUACCAUCAUCUCCACAUCCACUUCGCUUGUGACAACAACUUCCAUAAGCCUCAUCACCAGUACGGCGACCAGUACUGUUACUAUCACCACGCCGAGCACUGUCUUGGUGCCUACUACUGUGAUCUCGACAUUGACCUCCCUCGUCACCACGACUUCUAUUAGCGUGGAAACCGAUACGACUACGAGCACCUUGACUAUCACAACGCCAACGACCGUCGUUGUACCCACUACUCUAACCUCGACAUUGACUUCCCUUGUCACAACAACCUCUGUCAGCGUCAUCAGCAAUACAGUCACAAGUACUCUUACCAUCACAAGUCCUACCACCGUCUUGGUACCAACCACAGUUUUCUCGACUCUGACUUCCCUUGUCACAACAACCUCUGUUAGUGUGAGCACUACCAUUCUCACAAGCACUCUCACCGUCACCACUCCUACCACCAUAACAGUCCCAACUACGGUGGUAUCAACCGCAACUUCUCUGAUCACUACCACAUCUGUCAGCCUUGUGACUAGCAUUAUUACGAAUACUUUGACAGUGACCACCCCGUCAACUGUUUUAGUAACCAUCCCUACUACUGUUGCUGUUCCGACCACUGUCUUGAUAACUACAUUAGUUUCGGUGCCUACAACGAUUUCCGUUCCUACAACUAUUCCAACCACCGUUUCAGUUCCCACAACUGUCUUGGUGACGUCCGUUGUUACGUCGGUCGUGGUUUCGACGCUACCGGCUUCCACAAUUACUGCCACCAGUAUCUUCACAAGUGUUCUGCCGGCAAGCACCGUCUUCUCCACAGUGACGCUGCCUCCGAAUACAGUGACUUUGCCACCAGCUACAAUAACUAUCUCGGGAAGCACUGUGACAGCGCCUGGGCUCACAUCUGUCCUGCCUGGAACCACACUCACGCUACCAGGAUCGACUACUACGGUGACUGGUUCUGUGGUUACUCUUCCGGGUUCAACAGUAACAGUUGGGCCAAGCACAAUAACCUUACCCGGAGCCACGACGACAUUGCCUGGCGUUACAAUCACUUUGCCUGCAUCGACAACAACACUGCCUGGUAGCACUAUCACUUUGCCAGGUUCGACAAUAUCUCUGCCUGCAAAUACAGUAACUCUUCCAGGAUCAACAAGCAUUAUUCCUGGCAGCACUGUCAUCUCAACAUCUGUUCUUCCCGGCUCGACAACCACACUUACAGAUGUCACAACUAUCACAAUACCUGGGUCAACCAUCACUUCAUCGUCUCUCGUCGUAAUCACAGCACCACCAGUGUCGAACCCUGCAGUCACCAUCCCGGGAACUACUCUUCCUGGAACAACCCAGUUGGGCUCGACCCUUACCAUCCUCUCUACUGUCACCAUUGCGAACAUUACACUUUGUCCGACACGCACAGUGAACCCGACCUAUACAGCACCUUCAGCAUUGCCAACGGACUACACAUGGGGUUGUCCACCAGGGUGGUUGUGCAGGCCGAGACGUGAGGACUGCAAUUUCGAAGUUGGUCCUCCUGACCCUGGUUACUACUGUUCUCCUGACGAAUGCCAACCUGUGGUGCCUCGACCUCGACCUCCUGUGCAAUACUGGGGAACACCAGUGAUCAGUAACGAUACUCCUAUUACAAACACCAGUCUGAGAUAUAACACGACCAAUGAGUUUUUCAAUUGCAACCCACUUGACUUUGGCUUGAAUUAUUCCAUUUUUGCGGCAUCAGAGGUCGUCACCAGUACCACAAUCGCAGGUGCAGUGUAUCCUACUGCGAGGGCCUUAUUUGGGCGUCAAGCGUUGCUUCCUGUGCCGGGUGCCUGCUAUGACGAUUGCAAUAAUUGUGCAGUUGAGGUGCAAACGACAGGCAAAACCCCUGCCAUCUGUGAAGAAGAUUCUGCUUUCCAAAUAUCACUUGGUAACUGUCAGACUUGCAUAAGCACGAAACAGAGUGCUUCGACGUCUGACUUCACAAGGAUCGAACCGAACUUCAGGCAAUUCCUCGACUUCUGUAACGUUAUACGCGUUCUUGGAGCUGCUAAUGAAUCUCCUUCUGGUGGUGGCGGCACUGCACAAGCACAGACUACAGGCCCAACGGGUCCAGCUCCAUCCUCUGCAACACAAGCUCCAUCCUCUGCAACACAGGCUCCAUCCUCUGCAACACAAGCCCCAUCCUCUGCAGCUGCUUCAUCGGCCAACCCCGGUACCUCAUCUAACGCAGCCGGAUCUGGUGCAAGCUUGGGUACUUCAUUGGGGGUUGGGACGGCGAGCUCAGCCGGACCGCCGGGCAACACGGGUGUCACCCCAGCUAGUACCACGGUCGAUUCGACUGGACAAUCAGCGGCUGGAGGAAGCGCCUCGCCAACUGGUGACUCUGCAGGAGCAAGCUCUCCAGGUUCAGCUGGGACCGGGACACCCACCAGCGGAUCCGGAUUUGGCACCACAACUUCAACAAGCGUCCAGACAUACGAUCCGAACGCUACCAACGCAGCCUCAUAUGGUCUGAGACCUCGAAGCCUAUCUGCUACCACUACAUGGUCGUGGUUUGCAAUCCUCUUUGGCAUAUUCUGGAUAUAA
This is a messenger RNA of Endocarpon pusillum Z07020, 4191 nucleotides long. RefSeq lists its product as uncharacterized. Bases 1 to 4191 code for a protein of 1396 amino acids. The record is from RefSeq and is a predicted model, not a curated record. Lineage: Eukaryota; Fungi; Ascomycota; Eurotiomycetes; Verrucariales; Verrucariaceae. The transcript is spliced from 4 exons.